This is a messenger RNA of Pseudomassariella vexata, 387 nucleotides long. Its product is annotated as Prefoldin. Lineage: Eukaryota; Fungi; Ascomycota; Sordariomycetes; Amphisphaeriales; Pseudomassariaceae. Gene Ontology annotation, biological process: chaperone-mediated protein complex assembly; protein folding. The record is from RefSeq and is a predicted model, not a curated record. The coding region runs from base 1 to 387 and encodes 128 amino acids. Gene Ontology annotation, cellular component: cytoplasm; prefoldin complex. Gene Ontology annotation, molecular function: protein-folding chaperone binding. The transcript is spliced from 4 exons.
AUGGCGGAGAUCCAAGCCAAGCUCCAGGAAUUGUCCGACGACUACCAAAAGCUUCAGCAAGGCAAGCCCCCAAACUCCCAGUCUCGGCAAAAACUGCAGGCACAGAAAACUGAAAAUGAGGGUGUUUGGAAGGAGUUUGAGAAUCUGAAGGAUGAUGAGAACAUCUAUAAGCUAGUUGGACCCGUGCUGCUGAAGCAAGACAAGGUCGAGGCUGAGGGUACCGUCAAAGGCCGACUUGAAUUCAUUGGAAAGGAAUUGGAAAGGACGGAGAAACAGAUCAAGGAGGUGCAGGAAAAGAUUGAGAAGAAGAAGGGGGAGAUCAUUCAAAUACAAGCUGCGGCUCAACAGGCCGGAGGUGUACCUGCACCUGUUGCUGCGAAGGGAUGA